Molecule: messenger RNA, 948 nt
Organism: Fulvia fulva
Lineage: Eukaryota; Fungi; Ascomycota; Dothideomycetes; Mycosphaerellales; Mycosphaerellaceae
Product: Farnesyltransferase/geranylgeranyltransferase type-1 subunit alpha
Exons: 1
Coding region: 1-948 (315 amino acids)
Biological process (GO): protein farnesylation; protein geranylgeranylation
Cellular component (GO): CAAX-protein geranylgeranyltransferase complex; protein farnesyltransferase complex; cytoplasm
Molecular function (GO): CAAX-protein geranylgeranyltransferase activity; protein farnesyltransferase activity
Source: RefSeq, a predicted model, not a curated record
AUGGGCAAGUACGCAGACGACCCGCAAUGGGCAGACAUCGCCCCGCUGCCCACCGACGAGGGCGGUCCCAACCCGCUCGCGGCCAUUGCAUACAGCGACGAGUAUGGCGAAACCAUGUCCUACCUGCGCGCCGUCAUGGCUGCGAACGAGUACUCCGAGCGCGUGCUGGCCCUCACCGAGGACCUCAUCGACAUGAACCCCGCUCACUACACCGUCUGGCUCUACCGCGCGCAGACACUCUUCGCCCUCGACAAAGACCUCAACAUUGAGCUCCAAUGGCUGAGCGAGACGGCCCUGCAACACCAAAAGAACUAUCAGAUCUGGCACCACCGCAACUUGAUCGUCGAUCGCCUGGGACAGGUGGAGGGCGAGGCCGAGUUCGUGGAGAGCAUGUUCGAUCUCGAUGCGAAGAACUACCACGUCUGGAGCUAUCGACAAUGGCUGGUGAAGCGCUUUGGGCUGUGGGAGAGCGGAGAGCUAGACUUCACGGAGCGUAUGAUGGCUAAGGACAUCCGCAACAACAGCGCUUGGAACCAUCGCUGGUACAUCGUCAACGGGCGCGAAGAGGACGGUGUCAAAGGCGUGACAGACCCAACAAUCGCUGCACGGGAGCUCGAACUCGCCAAGAAAGCCAUAGCCAAGGCGCCGCAGAACCAGAGUCCCUGGAGCUAUCUGCGAGGCAUCAUCAAGAAAACGGGACAGUCGUUGAAGGAGUGGAUAGGCUUUGCAGAGCAGUAUGCAGACGUGAGCCAGCCGGCAGGUAUUCGCUCCAGCCAUGCGCUGCAUCUUCUUGCAGAUGCUUUGGCUGAAGAGGAGGCUACCAAACAGCAGGCGAGCGAUGCAUUGGACCUACUCAGCAAGACGUAUGAUCCGAUCAGGAAGAACUACUGGGAGUACAGAAAGGGCCUGCUUGGCCUGCCAGCCACUAGCGCAGCAGCUGUCGCCUAA